AUGACCGGGCUGUCAAAUGCUUGCAAAGAGCGCGCCGUUCACAACACCGAUCUCUAUAAGGCCAUCGAAAAUCUCACCGAUAACGAGCUCGAGCGGACUUAUGAUUCUUUAAAGCGAGACCCAGACCGGCAGAUCCGACAUGAGCUGGCUCAGGACCACAAAGACCGCAGCGACAGAGAUUCAGGACACAAUUUCCAAUGCUCUUCGACGACCAAUCAAGUAGAGCGAGCUGGCAAUUGCACAUACAACUCUUGCAGCCGGUUCGCCGAGCCCUUAGCAACGAUGGACAAGAUCAAUGAGAAACUUCCAUCCGAUACGGCCAAUAUCUCGAAAAUGGCCGAUGAUACUACCGCAAAGUCACCCGUGAGUUUUUGGAAGAAAUUUUUCAGACGUUCAGCUCGGCCUUAA
This is a messenger RNA of Penicillium psychrosexuale, 408 nucleotides long. RefSeq lists its product as uncharacterized. NCBI's taxonomy places the organism in Eukaryota, Fungi, Ascomycota, Eurotiomycetes, Eurotiales, Aspergillaceae. The record is from RefSeq and is a predicted model, not a curated record. The transcript has a single exon. The coding region runs from base 1 to 408 and encodes 135 amino acids.